GAGUCAGGACACCGGUUCCUCCGGGGCUGGGUGUGCAGCGUUGAGCAUCGCUACCGUUACCGCCCCGCAGCUGCCCUCGGCUCAUCCCCAUUGCCCCACAGCCACCCAGCCUGCCCCAACAGCCCCGCGGGACAAUGAACAUCCUGGCUCCGGUCCGCAGGGACAGGGUCAUCACCGACCUACCCCCGUGCUUUCGGAAGGAGGCCGCCCUGCACACCCGCUCCUCCUUCCACCCCACCGUGUCCAGCGCCUGCCAGGAGCAGCGGACGGGCACCGUGGGGUUCAAGAUCUCCAAGAUCAUCGUGGUCGGGGACCUCUCGGUGGGGAAGACGUGUCUGAUCAACCGCUUUUGCAAGGACACCUUUGACAAGAACUACAAGGCGACCAUCGGGGUGGAUUUCGAGAUGGAGCGGUUUGAGGUGCUGGGGGUGCCCUUCAGCCUGCAGCUGUGGGACACGGCCGGGCAGGAGCGCUUCAAGUGCAUCGCAUCCACCUACUACCGAGGAGCACAAGCCAUCGUGAUUGUCUUUGAUGUCAAUGAUGUGGCGUCCCUGGAGCACACGCGGCAGUGGUUGGCUGAUGCCCUGAAGGAGAAUGACCCAUCCAACGUGAUCCUCUUCUUGGUGGGCUCCAAGAAGGACUUGAGUACACCAGCACAGUACAACCUGAUGGAGAAGGAUGCUCUCAAGGUGGCCCAGGAGAUGCAGGCAGAGUACUGGGCUGUCUCGUCCCUUACCGGGGAGAACGUGCGGGAUUUCUUCUUCCGUGUGGCUGCAUUGACCUUCGAGAGCAGUGUGCUGGCUGAGCUGGAGCGCAGCAGCGCCCGCAGGAUCGGCGACACCGUGCGGAUCAGCAGCAACGAGAGCGACCUGUACCUAUCAGCACCCCGCAAGAAACCCAAGUGCUGCCAGUGAGGGACCCCUCCAUGUUCACACCUCUGGACCAAAGAGGGGUGGCCCCGGCCGGCCCCAAGGAGCCAUCCCUGUUGUCCCCCUGGCUUGCCCAGCAUGGGCACCCACGGCUGGGGUGGGCAGGA
Messenger RNA from Melopsittacus undulatus (budgerigar), 1036 nucleotides. RefSeq names its product RAB34, member RAS oncogene family (gene RAB34). Lineage: Eukaryota; Metazoa; Chordata; Aves; Psittaciformes; Psittaculidae. The coding region runs from base 135 to 914 and encodes 259 amino acids. Gene Ontology annotation, cellular component: Golgi cisterna; phagocytic vesicle. The transcript has 11 exons. The record is from RefSeq and is a predicted model, not a curated record. Gene Ontology annotation, molecular function: GTPase activity; GTP binding. Gene Ontology annotation, biological process: Golgi to plasma membrane protein transport; phagosome-lysosome fusion.